Messenger RNA from Galendromus occidentalis (western predatory mite), 2231 nucleotides. It is a transcript of the gene Rcd1, whose product is annotated as Reduction in Cnn dots 1. The transcript is spliced from 3 exons. Gene Ontology annotation, biological process: positive regulation of transcription by RNA polymerase II. Bases 274 to 2208 code for a protein of 644 amino acids. Lineage: Eukaryota; Metazoa; Arthropoda; Arachnida; Mesostigmata; Phytoseiidae. Gene Ontology annotation, cellular component: NSL complex. The record is from RefSeq and is a predicted model, not a curated record.
ACGCAAAGAUCAUGAUCGUCACCCUAAUCAUCCCUCGAGAGUCAGUGACUUCGAAAUUCAUGUUUUUCAUCAACAGAAACAGAGUUCACCGUUAUUUCAUGUGAAAGCGAUUGCUUGUGACUUGUGACGUCUCCCGAUGGAAACGAGGAAUACCUGAAACCGAUUAAGGUGGCUGAUCCGAUCCGAUCCCGAAGAUACCAUUUCCAUCGAAGCGCUUGAGCUCGCGCGGCAUCUGCGAAGAUCAGUGACAACGUGACUCUGGAUCGCUCGAGAAUGUCGAAAAAUUUCCUGUGGUCCCUACUCGGAGAGGAGUCUUCCGCUCAGCAAUACCAGGAGGCGGACAUAGUCGCCUUGGAUCAUGCGUACGCUCGAUCGUGGAACUCGCAUCCCGUCUCCGUGCACGCGCGUCCCGCAGUCCUUCUAUUUGUCACGAAGGAGCAGUUCCAUGAAUCUCGGAACCGGAAGAACUCGAUGGUCCUCGUCGAUGUGGAGUCCGUCAGCAACAAGCCCCAGCCAGUUUUCUACGAUCAGUCCAAAUGUAAGAAUAUGAUCGACGAAGUCGAACGACACGUUCGGACGCAACAGAAGUGCAUCCCGGACGAAAUUUGGGAUGAAGAUCGAGUCUCGAGGGAAAAUUGGACGCGAGCUCAAAGUUCCGCGUUCGAUCGAAUGUAUGAAAUUCUCGAUCAGGAGAAAAUCGCGAGAUAUUGCUUCGAGAGCCAAUCAGGACAGACAUCUGGAUUCAUAUCACGGAGGACGUCCCUCGAUAAAGCCGCUCGGCGAGUGAGGCAACUCUUCGCCGAUACCAUGUGGGAUCAGGUUCUUUUGCAGUGGCUGCACUCGACGAUAAUCGAAAAUCUACCCGUGAGCUAUUGUGCGAUAUACGUCGAGAUUCUGCAGACGCUGAACUCGAAAAUCCCCACGCUGAUCUCGAAGCUUUUCACCCGUUGCUCCGGCGGCACAUUCAAACAGUCGAUAGCCGUGGAUUCGCUGCUGGCUCUUCUCAAAAGACCCUGGGAUCCGAUAGCUCCUCUACUUUGUGUGAAUCGGCCGAAGAAAUUGCCCGGUCCACCGGUGUUCAUCGUGGUGCCGAGCGGUCUCACCCAAAACCCUAAUUUCCCUCGAAUAAAGUUCUGGUAUAAUCAUCUAGCCCAUCUCGGAAAAUUGAUCGCGAUACCCAUCCCGAUCGUAAACGAACCCCAUCUGACCGUAGCGAAGCAGCUCGAAGUCACGAUCGGCGUGGUGAAGAACAAAGUCUGCGAGGUCAAGCUGCAACUGCCUGGAAGACCGAUCGUUCUGAUUGGAUGGAAUAGCGGGGCGCUUGUUGCAAUCCAUACGUCGCUGAUCGAGUCAGUGUCUGGCGUCGUGUGUAUGGGUUCCCCAAUGGCAGGUUUGCUCGGUCCCAAGCAGCUUGACGACCCAAUCCUGGAUUCAAGGACGCCGGUCCUCUUCUGCGUUGGACAGUUCGAUAGGUCAUGCUCUCUGGACGACCUCGAGGAUUUCCGGGGGUACAUGAAAUGCGAGACCGGAGUAGUUGUGGUCGGCGGAGCUGAUGCAAAUCUCCACAUGAGCAACAAACACCGCAGGAUGUGGGGAUUGACGCAAGCAAUGGUCGACCGUUGCAUCGUCGAAGAGCUUUACACUUUCCUCUCCCAAGUUCUCGUCAACAUCAAUUGUACCCCAAUGUCGCCCAUACCGCCGAGAGGUGCUCACGAACGGAAAACCGAACCGGUGAACAGCAGUCAAGCCGCCGUGGCUUCUGCGCGAACCGACGGGACGCCGGUCUCUGCACCUCGGAAAAACCGGAAACGGGAACGCAGUAUCGACGAAGACAGUUUCUCCUAUUUCUUCCACAACUCGACGAAUAAAAGAGGACCGGGCAGACCUCGCGUGCUGAAACCCAGUCGUCAGUCGACACAUGGUGUGAAAACGAGUCCGGUUCUAGAACCGUGUCAGACUGUGACUCAUGCGGCCGCCACGACAGCUACGAGCGUUCUCACCAAAGAACUAACGCAACUGAAAGCCGUCAAACCGAUAACGGCUCAUGUUCGUGCCUCGCCCACGAAGAACCCGAUUUCAAUUGGUAAACUCGGAAGUUUGAGUAGCCUCUCUCAACAGGGAUCUUUAUUGAUUUCGAACCCGAUAAGAGAUGAACAUCGAAUGGUGAACCCUCAAGACGUUCUUGGGAUGGUUCCCUCUGAUCAGUAAACUUGCAUUGGCCGUGUGGUGAA